AUGUCUGAUUGGAGUUUCCCCGACGUAUCCUCCAGCCGUAGUCAGUCAGAACGACGUAGGGUGCAUCAUCUGAUCCAGGUUGACUCCAGUGACGCUGAUAAUGACCUUUUGGCUACUGAAUAUCCGGCUAGCCGGAGCCCACAUCAGGGCCUGCCGGAAAGGAAAUUUCCGUUUGGUAGCAAGUCGACUGCUGCAGUCAAUCAUGGUGGCUUCUCAUCAGUGACGACGACGGAGUCGACGAGUAGAGCGGUCACAUUACGUCGACCGCGACCAGUGGCUCGCUUGGAACCGAAUACGCUUUUUAUAGAGGUAGUUCUACAGCGGGGUACCAGCGCUGGUCUCGGCUUCAGCAUUGCCGGUGGAGUCGGAAACGAGCAUAUUGAUGAUGACUCAGGGAUCUUCAUCACUAAGAUUACCUCAGGAGGGGUGGCAGAUACUGAUGGGCGAAUCUCAGUUGGUGACCGGUUGGUACAGGUUAACGACAAACCACUGGUGGGCAUAACGCAUGAAUACGCUGUAGACGUUCUCCGAGGUGCCGGAGAUCGUGUACACCUCUUCUUGGUGAAGCCUAGCCCUAAACUUUGGAAAGCGAUGGGCUCGGCUACACGAGAACUGGAUGCUCAGGAGACCUGGACAGGUUCUACGUCAGCCCGAGGCGCGUCAUUGUCAACUGGUUUCAGUACAGGUGCAAGUGGUACUGGUGUUGUAUCAUUAGACCCUGCGUCUCUAGAGGCUAAUGAUCGGGACUCGGGCGGAGACGAAGGGGUCGGCCUCAGUGGUGACAUUGGGGUUGCAGAUCUGGGUCAUAGGGACCCCAAGGAGUAUGAGACGAAAGAGAUGCAUAUGCUAGAACAAAGAAGGGAAGAAGAAAAGUUAUCGGUAGACUAA
This is a messenger RNA of Protopolystoma xenopodis, 888 nucleotides long. The record is from the annotation of a GenBank genome assembly. Lineage: Eukaryota; Metazoa; Platyhelminthes; Monogenea; Polystomatidea; Polystomatidae.